Molecule: messenger RNA, 457 nt
Organism: Aegilops tauschii subsp. strangulata
Lineage: Eukaryota; Viridiplantae; Streptophyta; Magnoliopsida; Poales; Poaceae
Product: putative small ubiquitin-related modifier 7
Source: RefSeq, a predicted model, not a curated record
GUGGCCGCGUGGCGAAAAAGAAGAACUCCGAAGCUAUGGCGUCGCCGGCGAGGGACGAGGAGGAGGAGGAGGAGUCGAAGCCGGCGGUGGCGCCCCUGUUCGUGACGCUCAAGGUGGUGGACCAGAAGCAGAACCUGGUCCGACACGCCAUCAGGACGACCGACAAGCUCCAGGCCGUCAUGGACAUGUACUACAGCAAGGUCCCCGGCGUCGAGUACGGCACCGGCACCUUCCAUUUCGACGCCGUCCGCGUGGUCGGCUGGCGCACGCCGGCGGAGCUCCAGAUGGAGGACGGCGACGUGAUCGAUUUCUUUGAGCAGCAGGUAGGCGGCGGUUUGGCUGCGUGAUGGGUGCCCUCCCGGUGGUGUGGGCCGUUGGCUCGUUGCCGAUUUCCGAUGGAUAUGUUUCCAAUCUUGUUAUGCGUCCGAGUCGAGCUUGUUAAGAAACCAUUCCUCUA